This is a messenger RNA of Morone saxatilis (striped sea-bass), 4833 nucleotides long. RefSeq names its product phospholipase A2, group IVAb (cytosolic, calcium-dependent) (gene pla2g4ab). Gene Ontology annotation, molecular function: calcium-dependent phospholipid binding; calcium ion binding. Bases 374 to 2608 code for a protein of 744 amino acids. Lineage: Eukaryota; Metazoa; Chordata; Actinopteri; Moronidae. Gene Ontology annotation, cellular component: nucleus; Golgi apparatus; endoplasmic reticulum. Gene Ontology annotation, biological process: glycerophospholipid catabolic process. The record is from RefSeq and is a predicted model, not a curated record. The transcript is spliced from 19 exons.
UGAGUCAAAAUCCGACUCUUGUUUUGGGGGUUUUCCGUAACGCUUAUCACGUUUUUUUUGUUUUUUAAAUAAAUAUAUUUUUUAACCGAUAUUUAUUUUUGUCGUGUCGGUGUAGUUUGGUGUUAAACAUUUCCCCCACUGACUGACUGUGCGCCGUGCUGUACAUCUGCCGAGUAGCACCUCCUCCUCCAACAGCAGCAGCGGCAGUGGUGGGACUGUACUCUCGGUUCACCAUGUCACAGGUUUCAGGAUUUGUAAGUUGAUAGCGCUUUCCAGUUAAGCCUCCAAAUGCUCUUGAAUGAGAUGUUUUCCUGAGUUUAACUUCACAUCUUGACCAAGGUUUUCCUGAGAAUUACUCAUCGGACCACACACAAUGGCUUCCAAUAUAAUUGUGGAACAGCAGUUUUCUCACAAAUUCACAGUGACGGUUGUUCGAGCCGAGAGCGUCACCAAGGGAGCGCUCGGUGACCUGUUGGACACCCCAGAUCCAUAUGUGGAGCUCUUCAUCCCAACAGCCCCAGAGAGCAGAAAGAGGACCAAGCACAUAGACAAUGACAUCAAUCCAAAGUGGAACGAAACCUUUAACUUCAUAUUAGACCCCAACCAGCAGAAUGUCCUGGAGUUAACGUUAAUGGACGCCAAUUACGUGAUGGAUGAGACGCUCGGGACUGCGUCCUAUGAUAUCACCAAGCUCAGCGUAGGCCAGACAAAGAUGGAGUCUUUCCUCAUUGGCAAAGCAACCAAAGUAUACUUAGAGAUGUCACUGGAGAUCUGUACUAAGCUCGACCUGCGGUUCAGCCUGGCCCUGUGUGACAAAGAGAAGCGGUUUAGACAGACCCGCAGAGAAAGAGUGAUGCUGGGCAUCAAGAAGCUUCUAGACAUGGAGAAGCCUCGCUUCCUCCCCAGCUCUCCAGAGGAGGUGCCGGUGAUCGCCAUAGCAGGCUCAGGAGGCGGUUUCCGUGCCAUGAUCGGCUUCGCAGGUGUGAUGAAAGCCCUGAUUGAGUCUGGGGUCCUGGAUUGUGCCACAUAUGUCUCUGGCCUCUCUGGAUCGACAUGGUACAUGUCUGCUCUCUACUCUCACCCAGACUUUCCAAAUAAGGGCCCAAUGGACAUCAACAAGGAGCUGAUGAAGAGAGUUAGUGGUAACCCACUGAGGCUGUUGCUGCCCCAACACAUCACCAACUACAUCCAGGCUCUCUGGACCAAAAAGGCCACAGGGCAGCCUGUUACCUUUACCGAUAUCUUCGGUAUGCUCAUAGGAGAGACGCUUAUACCUUCGAGGAUGGACAUCAAGCUAAGUAGCAUCCAGGAGAAAAUAGACCAGGCCCAGAGUCCUCUUCCUCUCUUCACAUGUCUGCAUGUCAAGCCAGAUGUUUCUGAGCUCAUGUUUGCAGACUGGGUGGAGUUCAGCCCGUAUGAAAUCGGGAUGGCAAAGUACGGCACCUUCAUGACCCCCGACAUGUUCGGAAGCAAGUUCUUCAUGGGAACUGUUGUCAGGAAAUACGAGGAAAACCCUAUUCAUUUUCUGAUGGGCGUGUGGGGCAGCGCCUUCUCCAUUCUGUUCAACAGAGUGCUGGGAGUCAAAGACACAGUUGGUGGCAGCACCAUGGAGGAGGAGCUAGAGCAGAUCAAACCGCAGCACAUCGUUGGGGAAGACAGUCUGGAUAAUGACGACGAGCCACGCAAAGGUGGGACAGAGAACCAGGACGCAGAAGACGAGUACCGUCGCACCGCUCAGGCUAGCUGGGUUCAGCGAAUGUUUACGUCGCUCUUCAGUGACUCUUCUUUAUUCAACACAAGAGAAGGCCGCGCCGGGAAGGUUCAUAAUUUCAUGCUGGGCCUGAACCUGAACACCAGCAUCCCAUUCUCUCCAGUCAGUGAGGUCACGUGCCAAGUCCCUACACCUGAGGAGGAGGUGGAUGCCGUCACAGACCCAGAUGAAUUUGAUCGUAUUUACGAGCCUCUGGAUGUGAAGAGUAAGAAGAUCCAUAUAGUGGACAGCGGCCUGACCUACAACCUUCCCUACCCUCUCAUCCUGCGGCCACAGCGUGGUGUGGACCUCAUCAUCUCCUUUGACUUUUCUGCACGACCCAGCGACUCCAGUCCCCCAUUCAAGGAGCUCCUGUUGGCAGAAAAGUGGGCUCGAAUGAACAAGCUCCCAUUCCCCAAGAUCGACCCCAAAGUGUUCGACCGCGAGGGCCUGAAGGAAUGCUACGUCUUCAAACCAAAAAAAGGAGAAAAGAACUGCCCAACUGUCAUCCACUUUGUCCUGGUCAACAUCAACUUCAGGACAUUCAAGGCACCUGGUGUUCCCAGAGAGACUGAAAAGGAAAAGGAGCUGGCUGAUUUUGACAUCUUUGACGACCCAGAGUCACCAUUCUCCACUUUUAACUUCCAGUACUCCAACGAGGCCUUCACCAGACUCCAUGACCUGAUGGAGUUCAACACUCUCAACAACCUGGAGGUGAUCAAAGAAGCCAUCAAGGACUGCAUCGUGUCCCGGAAGGAGAAUCCCUCGUGCGGCUCUCUUCCCUUCUCCCUCAGUGAGAUCCCGAAGAAGAAGUUUCCUCGGGUACAACCCUGGAAUCACCUGGGAAAUAAUAACUAGUAGCCUGAUUGAAGACUUUGGAUAAAGUGGACUUUUUGUAAAUUCUGUCUUAAAGAAAAGCAUUUUCUUUUUGGAAAAUGCUAUCACCUUGAUCUCUUUUCUAUAUACUUUUAAUCAUACUUUUAAUUCUCUAAAGAACCUUAAGGUUUACUGGUACACGCCUUAUGAUUGCAUUCAUAUAGAACAGAGUGAGACUUUUCAUCUGGCUUUAUUUGCAUGAAUGUGGCUGCUGGGAAAACUGUCGCUGUUUAUUGACCACAAACAGCUGAUGUCUGUCUUUUCCCUGCUGGCUGCGAGAAAGCCUGGAAAAAAAAUCAACACUUACUAAACACUGCAGUGUGGCUGGAUUGUUAGAGCUAACAUCUUUCUUUUGUUUUUGAUAUCUACUGAGAGUUCCUGUGUGAAACUGUGCUAUCUCUCUAUCUCUGUUACUUUAAAAGAAGUGCAUACUUUCAUCUGCUCAUUCACUCCAUUUUCAUGCAUCAUGUGAAUUUUCUUCCCCAGUUGCAGCAUUCCUAAUUCAUGCGGACACUUCUUGGCUUCAGUUCAUGCUGCCUCGAGCACUUGCAUUUGCAUGUUUCCUAUGACUUUUUCUGCAGCCAUGCUGUUUAUAAGUUGUGCUUUGUGAAUGCACUGUAAGAAGCCCCACCUGUUUUGUGUCAGCUGAACUCUUUCCAUAUUGAACGUGCAACUGCAGAGCAUGCAAAUCUCCAUGUUUUUGGGUUUUUUUUCCCACCGGAUGGCUCGUCUAAACAUGUAAUCCUGUUUGAAAACAUGGAAGAGGAGCUUGUAACCAUUGGUUUUGUUUGAUAGCAACUCCUAAACACGCCAAGUGCACCCCUCUGGAUACCUCAAACAUCUCAAUGAUGCUUAUCCACCUACAGGGAAAGAGCACUCCCUGCUUGCCUGUAGGGAGUGUCUCAUAUUAAAGCCACCAUUUUGGAAAAACAAAAAUUGAUACCAUAGAAACAGCCCUCUCUCUCUCUCCAUCGGGAUAAAGGUGGGUUUAUUUUCCUGACCAUAUUGUUUCAGGCUGCCUUUUAGAUAUAGGCACAGUUUGUUUUUCUCAAGCAUUCCCUCCCUCAGCGAACCCAACGUGCUGCAGGACUCCUCUAACGGCCCGCACUGUGAAAUCAAAGAGAGGGAUGGCUGGGUGGAGUUGUAAAGUGCGAUCACGAGACCCGCUUGCAGCUGAAAAUGGUGGCUCUCUGCAGCACAUAGUGGAAUUUUACACACUACACCUACACCUGCAGCAAUGGAGGCCUGGAAUCUGACACACUACACCUAUACCUGCAGGGGCCCAAAGGCUGCACACAGAGCAGUGGAAAUUUUCACUGAAGUACUUCUGACCCUAUAUGCUCAUGUUUCUGCCCCGCUGGUUUGGAAGAAACUGAGGAAAAAAGUGUUUUUCAUGACCUACAAACUUUUGCAACUUGCUAUUUUUAUCAGAUCAUUUGUGUCAUGUUUUCUGUUGCAGGGUUCUCAUGUUUUAUUUAAAGAAAGAGUUUAGGGAAUAGGUUUCUUUGCUAGUCUGUUACAGAUGUCAGUGGUUGAAUAGGUUUUUCGUACUUCUGCAAGCAAACCUGAAAAAAGAGAUAAAAAGAGGAUGAAGAGUGUAAUCAGAGGGGAAAACAGCUAGCUUGGCUUUUUCAAAAUGUACAAAAACUAAAAUGUGCGGAUUAAAAAGACAAGAUAUGACAUGCUAUGAACUUUGGAGGUGCCGGUAAGCGGAUUUUGUUGCCCUUGGAGACACCCAGGCUAGCCCCUUGUUUUUGGUCUUAAAGCUAAGCUAAGUUAACCGGCACAGGGUGGGUUCAGUCUUUAGGUCAAUUUGCAAAAAAGCACAUUCCCAAAAUGUUGAAAUACUCCUUUAAGACAAAGUUUAUACUCCAAUAUGCAACAACUCAAGAUUUGAUCAUUUUACAGAGACAUCUCUAAGCUAUGAUGUUACACUUUUAUUUUUAUUUUUAACAUAAGGUUAGUUUAUUUAGAAAGCAUUACAUGAGCAGUAGCAAUUUUAUUUCCUAUUUUUUUCUGUCAUAUUACAUUUUAUGAACUUUGAUAAUGUUUACAAAUGUGCAAGAUGCUAAACAGUCAGUCCUAGGGAAUCAAGACAUGUACAAAUACUCCUGUGAUCAUUAACUAUUUGUGUUAUAACUGGCAAAGCAUGUCAUACAUAAUGUUUAUGUGCAACGGAAAAGAAUGACAAUAAAAGAGAGAAUUCA